AUGCGGUUUAGCAGGGGCUUGCCAGCUAGCUCAUUUCAAGAAAGCAAACAAGUGCCCGUAAGGCGUUCCUCUAGUAAGGCACCAUCACCAGCGCACAUGAGAAAAGGCCGUUGUUGCAUAGCUCAGGUGCCGUUCAAUUUCUCUGAUAUCUUUGAUGAAAAGAGGUUUAUCAGUUCUCUUGCUGAUGAUAUAAAAAUCAUCAAGAAACUUCCCAAGAAUCUGGCUAAUGCAACCAAAAUGGUGAAGCAGUUCAAAAGCUGGUCUGGUAUAGAGUACUAUCAAAAAGAGAUUUCAGCCCUUUGGGAUGAUUUCAAAGUUAUUCAAGCUUCCAAAACCGAUUCUCGAUUAGCGAAUAACAAUCUACCUCUAGAUAUUCAAAAGCUUCGUUGUCGUGCUUGUUUUGAAGCUCUUCGUUUCUCUCCUCGCAUUGAAAAGAUGGGAAAAUUAUUGGUGGAGAGGAUGAGAUCAUUUGGUCCUUAUAUCACAUUACACUUACGUUACGAGAAGGAUAUGCUUGCAUUUAGCGGAUGCACGCAUGAUUUAUCAACUUCUGAGGCCGAAGAACUACGAAUUAUCAGAGAGAAUACUACUUAUUGGAAAAGAAAGCAUAUUGAUCCUACUGAAGAGAGGUCUAAAGGGAAUUGUCCCUUAACUCCAAAGGAAGUUGGAAUUUUCCUUAGUGCUCUUGGAUAUCCUACAAGGACUCCUAUAUAUAUUGCUGCAGGGGAGAUAUAUGGGGGUGAGUCUCAUAUGACUGAACUGCGAUCGCGAUAUCCGUUUUUAAUGAGCAAGGAAAAGUUGGCAUCUAUUGACGAACUUGAACCAUUUUCAAAUCACGCAUCUCAAAUGGCUGCUCUUGACUAUAUUGUAUCUAUUGAAAGCGAUGUGUUUGUACAUUCUUACCCUGGAAACAUGGCACGGGUUGUUCAAGGUCAUCGUCGUUUUCUUGGGAAAGGAAGAACCGUAUCUCCAGAUAGCAACAAAGGACUUCUACCAUUUCAUCCUGAUUUGCUAGGUUUGGUUCAGCAUUUCCUUCUACUUUUCUUGAGUGUUGUUGCAUCUGUUAUGGCUCUUCCAAGCCUUGAAACAUCAGGAAGGUUACUUUUACAUCUGAAUGAGGUCAACAGGACAUCUAGUUCUAAAAGAACCAAGAAGUCUAGCUAUAAAGUGGGAUCACUGGUUGAGGCAGAGAUUACUGACAUAAAAACUUUUGAGCUGAAACUGAAGUUUGGAUUUGGCUUACACGGCAGGGUUCACAUAACAGAGGUACAUGAUGCAAAUGAUUUGGAAAAUCCAUUUUCUGGCUACAAAAUUGGGCAAACAGUGACGGCAAGAAUAGUUUCAAAGCCUAAUGAUGCUGAUAGCAGCAGAAAUGGAUCACGGUGGGAGCUUUCAGUCCGACCUGAAAUGGUUACAGGUUCCAGUGACAUAGGAGACAAUAUAUCAGAGAAACUGGACUUUAAGAUUGGGCAAUGUGUGGCUGGUUAUAUAUAUAAAGUCGAAAGUGAAUGGGUCUGGUUAGCAGUUUCUCGAAAUGUUAAAGCUCAGCUACAUAUUCUUGAUAUCAUGAAGGGCAGUUUGUCAAAUCUGUUGUUCUUGAAGUUAACAACACUGUCAGGGGUACUGUUCAGGAGGCUGUUUAAUGUUUUGUUGUUAUUAUGGCAGAGAAUGAUGAUGGAUAUAAAGCUAAAUCCUAUGCAGCAUUCUGUUGCAACUUUAGAGAAAUUGUGUAUGAGCUAUUACAUUUACAAGAACAAAAAUCCUCUUAUUGUUGGAAGAUGA
This is a messenger RNA of Vicia faba (fava bean), 1782 nucleotides long. Lineage: Eukaryota; Viridiplantae; Streptophyta; Magnoliopsida; Fabales; Fabaceae. The record is from the annotation of a GenBank genome assembly.